AUGGCGGCGAAGGUGAUGACCAACGGCGAUGACUUGACCGAGGCCGCCGUUCCGGCGCUGAAGGAGAAGGAGGAGUGGCCCUUGUGGAAGCUGGCGAUCCUCGGCCUGCCCCAGGUGAGCGUCCAGAUGAUCUGGGCCUUCUUGGGGCCGAACACCGCGACCUUCCUGGGGCGCUUGGGCGCGCCGGACCACGUGGCGGCGCUGCUGCUGCAGUGCGGGCCGUUCACAGGGUUCUUUGUGGGGCCCCUCGUGGGCGCGAUCUCCGACAGGCUCACCUCGCCCUUCGGGCGCCGCAGGCCCGUCAUCUUCGUGGGGCUGGUGUCCACGUGGAUUGCGGGGAUGCUCUUUGCUGGGGCCGACUACGUGGUACCGGGCGAGAACGCCUACUGGUUCGCCGGCGCGAUGCUUCUGGUGAUGGACGUAACGAUCAACGUCUUGCAGACUCCGCACCGUGCUCUCGUCGCAGACCUGGCCUCCGAGAAGCAGACCCUCCCCACGCAGGUCAUCUUCGUGUGCCUCAUGAGCGUUGGGAACGCACUGGGGUUCACAAUGAUGAAGCUCUACCCUAAAGCCAUCGCACACAUGGUCGAGCUCAUGAUCCUCGUCUGUGCCCUUAACACCCUUACUGUCGGGAUCCAGUUUGCGGUGGCAAAAGAGACACCAAUACACUUGGAGCCUGGUGAACGUCCCAGCGUGUUUCAGCCAGUCAUUGAUGUUGCCCACGCCGUCACAGGCAGCCCCAAAUUGCUCUACCACCUGGCAUUCGUGCACUGCCUCGUAUGGGCUGGGCUCACAGUGUGGAACUCGUUCGGGGGACAGUGGUUUGGCGUGUCGGUGUACGAGGGCGACUUCAGAACAACUGCAACAAAAGAGGCGGCGGACAGGUGGGACGAAAGCCAGCGGACAUUCUCCACCGCGGGCCUGGGGAAGUCCGCCGUUCAGCUGGUGACCUCGCUGCUCAUCAUCUUCGUCAUGAUCAACAAGCUGGUCCCCCCCAGGCUGGCAUACGCCCCGUGCAUCUUCGUGGGAGCCGUCGUGAGCAUCCUCGCCGCGUUUUUCGUCGGGCACGACGGCACGCUCGCCCUGCUGUGCAUGAUGUUCUCCGUGCUGCCCGAGGUGGGCUCCUUCGCCAUCCCCUUCGGCCUCGUCGCCGUGCUGAACAAGCGGGCGGAGAAGGAGGGCAAGCACGUCAGCACGGCCCUGCAGAUGGCCCUCCUGAACUCCUGCAUCACCGUGGGCCAGGAGAUCACGAUCGUGUCGACGGGUUCCCUGGAGAACGGCAGGUCUAUCGCCGAUACCCUGAAGAUCGAGUUCACCAUGGCGGGCGUCAUGCUGACGUUGGCCACCAUCGGCGCGCUGCUCCUGGAUGACAGUGACGAGGACGAGGAGAGCUCCGGUUCCGAUUCAGAGUGA
Molecule: messenger RNA, 1413 nt
Organism: Prorocentrum cordatum
Lineage: Eukaryota; Dinophyceae; Prorocentrales; Prorocentraceae
Source: the annotation of a GenBank genome assembly